UGUUAAGGUUGCUGAACUAUUAAUGUCUGCUAUCGAUACGGAUAGUUUUUUACUAUCGGUAGUUGACCUUGUAAUUCAUCUACUACAUUGUAGAUGAUGAUGUAGUUCUACAACAACGAUAUAAUUGACAGUUUAGUUCGAAACCGUUCAAUUAUAUUCGAUCUAAAACUAAAAUAUUAGCGGUAGUCCUGUCCGGAGCUAUUGUUUUUAUUCAACUAUCGAUAAGCGCCCACACCCAAAGGACAAGAAAACCACGAGAAGCGUGAUGAAGGAUCCGAUUCCAGUUUGGGAGAGUGAGGAGCGCGUAAUAGACUAUCGAUAUCGAUAGUGGAGUAUCGAACGGCAGAACUAGUUCAUGCAUUUUUAAUUUUACAUUUGUUUUGUUUAUUGUCAAAGCUUUUCAAUACCUAUCUGUUUAUUUGGUAAUACGUGAAGAAUAAACAAUACCUGUUGUAUUUCAUUUUUAAACCCGUAAAUCCUUAUCAUGAGUGUCAGCGGUUACCUUUCUGGCUCUUCUAAACUCGCAUGCAGUCCUGCAAUAGAGACAUUGGAGUCGUCGCUGCAAUUGAGUUUGUCUACCUUGAAAGAUCUUGUCGUAGAAUUUGAAACACUCAAUGUCAGUUCAGAAAACUAUAAAACCCAAUUUCUGGAACAAAAAGCAAAAUGUGAAAGUAACUGCUGUAAAGGCUCGGAGGCAUUGAAAGAAAUAAUAACUUCCAAAGAUAAAAUUAUUCAGCUGACUGCUUCAGCAUUAACAAAACUGAACGAGACGAAAAACUUUAACAUUGUGAAGGGAAUAUUGAAAAUACUUUGCGGUGACACAACACAACCAGUAAAGCUGUCACCAAUCAAAACGAAUGAGGAAAUUAAAAAAGAACAGGAAUCGCCUGUAUACAGCCCUGAAAAAGAUUCAAUAGACAUACAUUUAAAGGAGGAGUCUCUUGUAGAAAUUGAGGGUACCCCCACUGGUCGUACUAGUCCGAUAAUACAACCGAAGAAGCUGCGUAGUACAAGUAAUUCAACAGAUUUUAGAGAAAAGAAAAAAUGUCCUAGUGACUGGCAUACACCAGAAUCGAAAGUAGUAAAGUUAAUAUAUCCAAGCCCUAGAGCGGCAAAAGGCAAAAAUCUCCGGCUGAAACAGACCAAGAUACAAUUAGCGAAUAUAAAAAAAUCCAACACCAUAGAUCUGACUAGUUCACCUGAGUUCUCUGGAGGCAUACGAGGUGUAAGGAGCGAAAGUUUGACCGGUGUUCAGACCUUAAUCAAGAAAGAAUCUAUAGAAAGCGAAGAUACAAUAUUACCUUCACCCACUAGUGGUCCUACAAAUUUUUCAGCUUUGUAUAAAUCUUCUAAAAAUAGUCCAAGUAAAUUCAAGCCGCCUCUAUCAUUGUCUAAGUUGAAAUCUGAGAAUGUGCCCAUGAGCAUAGACAAUAAUCGUGAUGCAAAGGAAAUUGCGGACACAACCAACAUUGAGGAAUCUAUCAAUUUGCUUCAACCAAAGAGGAGAAAUGGCUUUAAAAGACAAUCGCCAAUAAAAUUUCCAUUCAUAGAUAGAGACCUUACAAAUUGUGAUACGCAAAAUGACGAAAGCUUGUCUUUAUUACAUCAUGUCAAUAUGCUUGAAGCCGAUCAGGAGAAUAUUGGGAGAAAAUCCCCAAUUACCAGCCCCACCAAAAGACCACUUGCGGAGAACAUAAACGUAACAAAUUUACAAGAAGACGUCCAUAUUGAAUCCAGUAUGUCGCUGUUGAGCCGGGAAAUCAAACCUAUUACAGAAGAUAAAAUUAAAAGAAGAGUCCCAGACCCUACUGAACCAUUGUACAAGGAACCAACAGUGAGGAAGAAGGCUGAGAAGCGAGCCUUGCCGGGCUGGAGCUGUGAUGAAUGUAAACAUUUCUUCGCCGAGCUAUACAAAGACGACCCUGAUAUGCUCGCACAGAAGAUGGACGAGUGCUCCAAACACCGCGGCAAACAAAACCCGGUCAGACCCAAGACCCCGGACGGCUUCUGGAACCCGAGAUGGGACGUGCCCCUGGACACUGAAGAGUUCAACAAGAGAAACAAUGCUGUUUGAUAAAUAGUAAAGUGAAUUUCAAUGGUUAUAAAGUAAUGUUUUGAACAAAUGUGUAUCAGACGUUGGCAUAAUUUUUAUUUCGCAGAGUUUAUCAUAAGAUGUUGUCUCAGUUUUUAUAUUAUUUGUGUAAUACAUAUUUAGGAAAAUGUUAUCUGAUUACUUGUUAGGGUUUCUCUGUGUUUAGUUAAAAUUAUUUCUUAGCUAAGAUGAAAAUGACGUCAUCUAAAAUAAAAAUAAAAAAUGUGAAAGUGCUAUUGAUUAUUUAAAAAAAUAUUAUAAACCUUUUUUUUAACAUUUCUUUUCUUAAAAAAAAGCUUUUAUUCAGGUGUCUUCUAAUUUUAUGUAUCUUUUCAAUAAAACCUUAUUAUGAUUUUAUAUUUAUUUCAUUGUGAUAUAUUAGAUCUUAUAUAAUAUACUCCUUAUCAUUGUAUGUUAUUGUGAAUUUUAUGUCUUCUAUUAGAAGUUUAUAAUUCUGUAUUAAAUUGUACAACAUACAUAUGAUCACGUCUAUAUCCCUUGCGGGGUAGACAGAGCCAACAGUCUUGAAAAGACUGAAUGGCCACGUUCAGCUAUUUGGCUUAAUGAUAGAACCGAGAUUCAAAUAGUGACAGGUUGCUAGCCCAUCGCCUAAAAGAGGAAUCCUAAGUUUAUAAGCCUAUCCCUUAGUCGCCUUUUACGACAUCCAUGGGAAAGAGAUGGAGUGGUCGUAUUCUUUUUUGUAAUAGUGCCGGGAACCACACGGCAAAUUGUACAAAUGUAUCAUUAUUGCUAAAUACUCAAUCUGUAACAAGAUAUUAAAAAAAAACAAGAGUAAUUGAGUCUAAAUUGUUAUGAGGGCAAGAUUUGUGUUAAAGUCCAUUUGAAAAGGCCACUGACUUCACAAGAAUCACACGUAUCGUAUAAUGAGUAAUCGUAUAAUUGUGACGUCACUAACGGAACUUUCGAGAACAUUUGGUAAAACAUUUUAUUAGAAUGUAAACAAAGUUUCACAUGUCAGGGUAUCUUUAAUAGUUAUGUAUAAAUAC
This is a messenger RNA of Amyelois transitella, 3099 nucleotides long. RefSeq lists its product as uncharacterized. Bases 485 to 2074 code for a protein of 529 amino acids. The transcript has 11 exons. NCBI's taxonomy places the organism in Eukaryota, Metazoa, Arthropoda, Insecta, Lepidoptera, Pyralidae. The record is from RefSeq and is a predicted model, not a curated record.